AUGGAAAACAUGGGUUUUGGGGGAACUGACAUGACGGCCAAUGACCGCGUUCUGCAGGCUCAGCAGAGUCAAGGAGCUGCUCAAGGAAGGAGCUCGCAAGAGUUCACUGAGGAGGCUUUGCAACCUGCGCUGACAGAAACAUCUUUAGCUCCAGAUAGUCCUAGCACCUCUUCGGUCACUCAGCUCAACAACUCUGAACAGCUACCAGCUCCAGCCCUAGAUCUCACUCUGCUGUCAGACCCUCAGGCGCAGAGCUUGGAAGAUACUCAAGUGAAGCAGGGCACCUUGUUGAUGUACAGUGGCAGCUUUGAUGAAGCGGACGAGUAUUUCAGCGCUCUGAAGCACAUACAAGCGAACCCCCGGUUUUCACUCCACAGCGCCCAGGCAGUCCUCUUGAAAGCCCUGCUCAGCUUGGACCCCGCGGUGGUUUUACAAGCAGACUCCCUGUUGGUGCUAGUCGAGAAACAGGCUGUCGCGCACAUUGCCGCAUGGAACGGGUUGGCAUUUCAGACACAGAAGGCGAAGCUCACCAAGGCCGUUGCCACCAGCCUCACAUCAGUCAAGGCUGCUGUUGGCAGCCCGCUGAAGGGCAUGCAAACGUCCCUGAAGGCCAUGGUGACUAAGCUGCGCACGGGCAAAGAGAUGUCUGCAGUGGCAACAACUGACGACGUGGAUGCUGCGCAAUACGACGACGAAAAGGUCAUUGGGGCCACCUACACGAUCCCAGUGCUCGAGGUCAAGGAGCAAAGGAGGAAAGAAUGGCAGAGACAGAAAGCCGUCGCAAGGUGUACAGCUCUACAGGCUGAGGCAACCUUGCUCCAAGGUCUGCUGCAAGUAUCUGUGGAAGGAGAGUCUGCCAUGGGGGACGAGCAAUGGGGCGCAGCCCUCAAGCUGGGGCUUGGCAUCCGGAAAGCAUGGAACCUGUACCAGAGCUGUCAGAAGCAGAUCGAGAAGGUGACUGCACUCGAAGCCGCUGCCGCUGCCGCUGAAGAAGCCGACCAACAGAAGCAAAAGAAAGACACCGGCAGGUCUGUUCGGCCGACUGCAGACGGCGAGCUCAGUCAACAGGACGAAGGACAAGAGUUGGCCUCGGAACAAGAACGGAGCAACAGCAACCGGGGACGCAAAGGGGGAGUAUCUGGGACCGGUCUCGUGGAAAAGAUCAUCGGACGGGAGCCCCCCCCGGGGGAAGAAGUAGCGCCGCUGGUAGAGGAAGCCGGGCCGAGCGAAGCUCCAAAGAGCAGCGGGGCGAAGCAGUCACUGACAAGCAAGUGGUUCGGAAAGGGCAGUGCGAACAAGAGCGAGGGAAAUUCCGGAGCACAGCCGUCGAGAGACGUGGCGAGAGAGUCCAACGGAGAGGGCGCGGACAAAGGCGCGGAUUUUUGGACGCGCGCAAAGGGCUUCAUCAAGAAGAAGAUCGGCAAGCGGGGCGAGGACGACUCCGACUCGGACGAGGAACGCCGCGUGCGGCGCCAGCAGCCGAUCGACGACUCGGGCUGGGGCAGCGACGACGAUGACGUCAGCGCCGAGCCCGGGGGCGGGAUGCGCAAGCUGUGGCGCGCCGGCAGCCGGCGGAGCUCACGCAAGAGCGCGAGCAGCCGGCGCGCGUCGCGGGUCAGCCGGCGAUCGAGCAAUGCGAGCGAGCUGGCGUCGCAGUCCCGCAGGAUCAGCGCGGGGCAAGCGGGCGGGGCUCUUAUAAAUCCUGCGGCGGUGCACGCGGUUGAUGCCAGUGUCGGGAAGGGGCCAGCGCGCCGUGGUAUGGAUGACGCAAGCAUUCUGGGGCCCAGAGGAGCGACGAGCCCAAAAGCAAUUGAAGAAGAGAGUGGGACGCCGACUUCCGCCCUGGCUGACGCAAGCAAGGGGCUGGAGACAGACCCUGUGCUGACGUCGGUAAAGGCGCAAGUCGACUUCGGUUUGGGCAUGCUCCAGGUGCUGGUGUCGUUGAUUCCGACCAAGGUCCAAAAGGCCGCCGAGGUGCUGGGCUUCGCAGGAUUCCGAUCAGCUGGCCUGGAGCUGCUCGAGAAAGUAGCCGCCGAGCAGAACGAGUGGUCGCAGCUGGCUUCAAUGCUGCUUCUAUACUACCACACGGUCAUCCAGUCGUUCCAGCCGGAGUCCUUCGCGCACGCGCGCGACGCGCGGCGCCUCCUCGCCGCGCUCAAGCAGGCCUGGCGCGCGGGCGACAUGUCCCCGGGCGCGCUCUCCGCGCUGCUCAGCGCGCGGCGGCUGCGCUACGACGGCGAGCUGUCGGACGCCGUCCAGAUCCUGGAGGAGUCGGACGCGAACGACCGGCCAGAUUCCGCUCUUCCAGAUCGGAACGGAGCAGAGGAAGCAAUCAAAGCGGAAUCGGAACUAAGCGAACUGAACAAAAACGUGCUGUACGAGCUGGGCUGGUGUUACCUCCUUACGGGGCGGUACGGCGACGCCGCGGGCGUGUUUGCGCGCCUCCGGCGCGCGCAGCGGACGCGCGUCGCGAAAGCGCGCGUCGUUGAAGAGACGCCCGCGGAGGAAAGCGCGAGACCGGCGCUCGCUUCGGAAAGCGAAAGCGCAGGAGAACCGGCGGCAACCGGGGUGCAAAUCGACUUUCUGAGCGAUAGCACACCGUCUCCUAUGAUGGGGAAAGACAGCCCCCUGAAUCCGAAGGCUGCCCCCCGGCAGGAGUAUUGCGAAAUAGAUGGCCCUUGGGGACUUUUCUAUCUGUCGCUGGAGGCGGCAUGUCGGUGGGAAGCAGGAGAGGAGCAGCACCCGGCGGCGAUGAGGCUCAUGUCGGAAAUUGUGGAGUCGGCAGCGCAGAACACUUCGAGGGUGGGUCUCGACGCCAACGACGUUCCUGCAAAGGCCGCGCUCGCGCCCUUCGAAGCCCACUGGCUGCGGCUCGCGCGCGACUUCACGCAGCACCGCGGUGAAGCGCCGCUCUUCCCGGCGCUCGAGACCGCGGCCCUCUGGAACGGCUUCCAGCAAAUGAGCCGCGCAGAUCUGGAGAAGCACGUUGAGAAGAUCGAGAGCGUCCUGGGCAGCGGAGAGGUUUCUUGGGGCAACAAGCGGAAGGCGAAACCUGCCGCGGUGGCAGAUGGUCAGGGGACGCCCAAGAGCCCCGAGAGCACUCCCCCGAGCGCCGGAAGCGGAAUUGCGCGGCAGAUGAUAACCGACCUGCUAACGGGCGCCCCGCAAGGAGAUCCUGGCGUCAGCGGGGAUGUCACUGCGGAAGAAGUGACGUCAGCACUCUCGGAUGAGAGCCUGCAAAGCGCGCCGUCCGUUUCCGCAAGUUCCGCGCCCGCCCCGGUCGCUUCUGAGCGAUCGGGGGAUCAGGAGUACGGGCACAGCUGGUCGAUUGAGAGCGAGAUGCUGUGCAAGUUCCUGCUCGGGUGCUGCCACAAACACCUGGGGGAGACGGAGAAGGCGUCGGACGAGCUGGCGUUUGCAAUCUCGGUGGGGCAGAACAUUGGCGGGCACAUCGUCCCGUUCGCUUGCUACGAGCUGGGCUCCAUGCUUCUACAGUCCGCCGCGACAGCCGAGGAAGGGCUCGUGUAUUUGGAAAAAGCAACGGACUACCCUCCGCACUGUUUCCAGGGCCGUCUCAAGUUCCUAGUCAGCGAAAGGUCGAGAACUUACAAGGAAGAGAAGCGUUAG
This is a messenger RNA of Klebsormidium nitens, 3627 nucleotides long. Lineage: Eukaryota; Viridiplantae; Streptophyta; Klebsormidiophyceae; Klebsormidiales; Klebsormidiaceae. The record is from the annotation of a GenBank genome assembly.